GUCUCCACGGCCAGCAUGGUCGCGAAUAGGUUUUUGAUUGGAGCUUCCAUGGCGGCCGCUGCCGGCGACCAGACGCUUUGGGCCGACGCGACGGAGAUCAUCUCCCAGGUCUGCCAAGAGCUCAGUCCCGGGGAGCUCAUCCAUGGCGAGAAUUUCAGCCUCUUCGAAUCAAUGUCGGCUCUCGAGAUUAUGGAUCCCAAGAUGGAUGGAGGGAUGGAUAUUGGAGGACCUAAGUCUGUCGAGGACGCGAUUGCGAGUGAUUUGGCCCCGACCGACUUGUCCAUCGCGCAGAUCAUCGAUAUUAUGGAUCAUCUUCUCUCGUGUGAGGCUACUUGGCACAGGGGUCAUUCCUUAGCACAAACAGUUUUCUCGAGCAUCUACAUGCUCAAGCUGGUGCACGCCUCGUCAAUGCCGGUCUUGCAUGCGUACUGCAAGAUCACUCGAGCAAGCUGCAACAUCGUAAGAACAGCCGUGGCUUUGGCUCACACUCACGAGGAGGAAGAUCUCUUUGUUAUUUCCUUCGGACUUCCAAUCGACCACGAUGACGCGGAUUGCCUGGCGGUUCUCAACGGGGCGGAGGAAAUGUGUGUACGAAGUUUGAGAUCGGCGUCUGGGAAGAAGGCUGCGAGCGACGCACGAAGCUCGAAGUCGGCGUCUGGGAAGAAGCCCGCAAGUGGUGUUGUUCCCCUACAGGAAAACCCAGAACUCGAAGCCGAUUAUUGCCAGAGUGUGCUCAGUCGUCUCCGCUUUCGAAAGGCUUUCAGUCAAAUACACGUUCAUAUGAACAAGCCACAAGGGAAAGGCCUAGAAACUGCAAGAAAACACAUUGCCACGGCUCUGACUGAGCUCUCACUCAUCCGGGAGUCAAGAGCUUUUCUCUCUUCUCAGCAUGCUUCUCAAGAUCCAAACAAUCUUUCGUCUACAACAGCCUCGGGGCGUGGUGUGGUUGGCUUUUUCGAAAACAUUAACCGGUCCCUUUUGCCACCGACUCCUCCCCGCUCGAUGAAACUGCUCCCAUGGUCCGAGGCCUUGGACUAUUUUGUGCGCUUGCUGAAUGAUUUGGAUCGCGUGUGCUCGGUGCCGCUCGAUAUCGAACUCGAAGAACUCAUGCAGCUGAUUGUUGAUUUUCAAAAGUCACAUCCAGAUCUUGUGGCAAGGGCCCGAAUGCAGCGUCUUGUAAUUCAAGACAACAAGCUGUUUGGUAUCCGGCCUAUGAAUGAUGUGAUUUACAAGGCUGCUUAUUCUCGUCAUGAGGCUCCUCGCGACGAUGUGCUGGAGAAUUCUUUUCAGCAAGCUGGAUGGUUAACGCUCACUUUGCUGAAGGUAUUGUGCGCACAUCCGGCAUGGCAAUGCCGGAAGCUCGGGAAGAGUUUAGACGAAUGGAGUGAUUUGUUUCAUCAAGUGGAUGUUCUUGGUAUGUCUUCGGAAGAAUUCAAGAAGAAGUGUGAGCCUUUUACGACAUGGAUAGGCUGCCAGGCUUCUUGGAUCGCAAAGCAAUACUUAAUGCUGGGAUUCGACCUUGGCUUGUAUUCGUCAGAUGACUAUUGCAUGGUCUAUCGGUACCUUGAUCACGUCCUGCUGACAUAUUUGCACUACAAACUGGCGAAAGAGAAGGAAAAGGACGAGGAACAGUCUGAAGAAAAGAAGCCGUCAUCACUUGUAGCAGCCAAGAAGAAGUCGAAAAAGAAAAAACCAGGAAAGAACCCAGACCCAAAAAUUAUCUUGCUGCAUUGCCUGAGCGACCUCUGCAAAGGAUAUAUUUGGAUGCUUGACGGGCUGAUCAAAGACGGUAAAAUCCAGCAAAGAAAAAUGGAAUUCACCACCGAGCGAGAGAGAUAUACUCAACGAUUCGAGCUGCUGCUGAAAUUGUUGGUACCGUCGCCACUAUCGUUUGCUCGUUUCAAAGAAACUACAAGACUACGGCAGUACUCGGCCAGUGAUCUCUACCAGUAUGCAUGCAAGCAGUUCAUGGCUGUGGAGCAGUGCUUGCGAAACUUGAGCAUAUCACGCGGUGAAACUCCGGAGUUGAGCCACGCGCAAAGCAUUUUGGAGAUAAAGCAGCUCGAGCAGGUUGUGUCGAGGAACAAAGUAGCGCUCCAGAUUGUGGACAGAUCUCAGCCAGGCGAAACGCUCAAGGUGUCGUUGCAAUUCUCACAACACCCAGCCUUUGGCGUCAUCGUCGUCAAGAAUUCGUGAGGCGCCAGAGUAAACUUUUUCUUUUUUCUGAAAGAUUUUUGCCAUUGACGAUCAUGGUGUGUGUAGCUUUGGCUAUACUAAACGAUUUUCACAAGCUCAAAGUCA
This is a messenger RNA of Selaginella moellendorffii, 2301 nucleotides long. Its product is annotated as N-alpha-acetyltransferase 35, NatC auxiliary subunit. Gene Ontology annotation, biological process: N-terminal peptidyl-methionine acetylation. The transcript is spliced from 18 exons. Gene Ontology annotation, cellular component: NatC complex. Bases 16 to 2196 code for a protein of 726 amino acids. NCBI's taxonomy places the organism in Eukaryota, Viridiplantae, Streptophyta, Lycopodiopsida, Selaginellales, Selaginellaceae. The record is from RefSeq and is a predicted model, not a curated record.